ACAUUUCAAAAAUUCUUUUCACACAGAUCCUGAGAACUGCCCAAUUCUGAGACAAAGACUACAUGACACUACAACAUGAGCGAGAAUAAAUGUGACACACAGUUUUACAGUGUUCAAGUUGCAGAUUCAACAUUCACUGUACUAAAACGCUACCAGCAAUUGAAACCUAUUGGAUCUGGGGCUCAAGGCAUUGUUUGUGCUGCAUUUGAUACCGUCCUUGGAAUAAAUGUUGCUGUAAAGAAGUUAAGUCGCCCUUUUCAGAAUCAAACCCAUGCAAAACGAGCUUACAGAGAACUAGUGCUGCUGAAGUGUGUGAACCACAAAAAUAUAAUUAGUCUAUUAAAUGUAUUUACACCACAGAAGUCAUUAGAAGAAUUUCAAGAUGUGUAUUUGGUUAUGGAAUUGAUGGAUGCUAAUUUAUGCCAAGUUAUUCAUAUGGAGCUGGAUCAUGAAAGAAUGUCCUAUCUUUUAUAUCAGAUGUUGUGUGGGAUCAAACAUCUUCAUUCAGCUGGUAUCAUCCACAGAGAUUUAAAACCCAGCAAUAUAGUAGUAAAAUCAGAUUGUACUCUCAAAAUCCUUGACUUUGGACUUGCAAGAACAGCAUGUACUAAUUUCAUGAUGACCCCAUAUGUAGUAACACGAUAUUAUAGAGCACCAGAAGUUAUUCUUGGCAUGGGAUACAAAGAGAAUGUUGAUAUCUGGUCAGUUGGUUGCAUCAUGGGAGAAUUGGUGAAAGGUUGUGUGAUAUUCCAAGGCACUGAUCAUAUUGAUCAGUGGAAUAAAGUUAUUGAACAAUUAGGUACACCGUCAGCAGAUUUCAUGAAAAAACUACAGCCCACUGUACGGAAUUAUGUAGAAAACAGGCCGAAAUAUCCAGGUAUCAAAUUUGAAGAACUGUUCCCAGACUGGAUAUUUCCAUCAGAGUCUGAUCGUGAUAAGCUAAAAACGAGUCAAGCUAGAGAUUUACUAUCAAAAAUGCUAGUAGUAGAUCCAGACAAACGAAUUUCAGUAGAUGAAGCUUUGCGACAUCCAUAUAUCACAGUUUGGUAUGACCCAGCUGAAGCAGAAGCACCACCUCCCCAAAUCUAUGAUGCACAGUUGGAAGAAAGAGAACAUGCCAUUGAAGAAUGGAAAGAGUUAAUAUAUAAGGAAGUAAUGGAUUGGGAAGAAAGAAAUAAGAAUGGUUUGGUAAAAGAACAGUCUUCAGAUGCAGCAGUGAACAGCAAUACCAGCCCUUCUCAGUCAUCAUCAGUCAACGACAUUUCAUCCAUGUCAACAGAACAAACAUUGGCUUCAGACACGGACAGCAGCCUUGAUGCUUUGACAGGAACACUUGAAGGAUGUCGAUGAUCAGCUUCGAAGAUUAAGAUUAGCAAAGAAUCUUUGCUUCUGUUGGGCCUCUAUUGCUUGUAAGUUCAUGGAGCCAAAUAGAAAACUUCAUGUUCUGCAUGUUCCUCUAAAAUAAUGCCUGUGAUUUUACUCAGUUGCAGUAAAACUGUCUGCUUAAUAUUGUAGAGUGAAAGCAACUUUGUAUCUCAAGGCAAACGAAAUAUAAACAUU
Protobothrops mucrosquamatus (brown spotted pit viper) is the source of this 1560-nucleotide messenger RNA. RefSeq names its product mitogen-activated protein kinase 9 (gene MAPK9). Gene Ontology annotation, cellular component: nucleus; cytoplasm. Gene Ontology annotation, biological process: JNK cascade; protein phosphorylation. NCBI's taxonomy places the organism in Eukaryota, Metazoa, Chordata, Lepidosauria, Squamata, Viperidae. The coding region runs from base 76 to 1350 and encodes 424 amino acids. The record is from RefSeq and is a predicted model, not a curated record. Gene Ontology annotation, molecular function: JUN kinase activity; ATP binding. The transcript has 11 exons.